AUGGGAAAAACUGCCCCCGCGAAAGGCGCGGCCACGCCCAGCAUGUUCGGUGACGAUUUCCGCACGAGCAAAAAAGACAAGCGGACGAUCAAGCGUGCCGCACUGGUCUCCAAGAUUGAAAAGAAUUCAGCAAAAACGCCCAAGCGUCGACGUGCCUCCAAAAAACUCGUCGCAAACCUCGAAUCCCUCGCCGAUGCGCUGCCCGAGGCCGCAGAAGAAAACGAUGCAGUUAGUCAAGCCAACGUCAUCAAGCAGAAAACGCUGCGACACAAGCCCGGUGCACUGAAACGCCGCGAAAAGUUGGAGAAGCUGGAACGGGACCGCUUCAACAAGAAUUUGACCGAUAUGUCCAAGAUCACAACGCCUGUGGCAGCUCCCGCUGGCGAGACCACUCAGUCAAACCCAACGGCUGGCCGCUGGUCUGCCCUUCGUAGCUUCAUCUCACAGACGAUGGAACAGCAGCCUGUGUUCAAGGAAAAUAAAUAA
Molecule: messenger RNA, 486 nt
Organism: Penicillium salamii
Lineage: Eukaryota; Fungi; Ascomycota; Eurotiomycetes; Eurotiales; Aspergillaceae
Source: the annotation of a GenBank genome assembly